AAAGAAAACAGCUGGAUUUAGUGGUAUCAAGCCUCUACGGAAGAUACGGAAAUACCCGAUGUUUCACGAUCGCAGAUGUCAUAAAUCUGAGAAAUAUGCCGAUAAAGUGCAAUAUUUGUGGAAAGACAGCGAUUCUAAAGCGUCCUAAAACAGGAGAUGCAUUAUGCAAAGAAUGUUUUUACUAUGCCUUUGAGGAGGAAAUUCACAAAACAAUCACAGAUGCUUGUUUGUUUACUCGUGGAGAAACUAUAGCAAUUGGAGCAUCUGGUGGAAAGGAUUCAACAGUUCUGGCAUAUAUUUUGAAGUUAUUGAACAAGAGAUAUGACUAUGGUGUCAAGCUUGUUCUGCUGUCUGUAGAUGAGGGAAUCACAGGGUACAGAGAUGACUCUCUAGAGACUGUGAAGAGAAACCAGAAGCAGUAUGAUCUACCACUGAAGAUAAUAUCUUACGAGGAAUUGUAUGGUUGGACAAUGGAUGCUAUUGUGAAACAAAUUGGUUUGAAAAAUAACUGUACAUUUUGUGGUGUUUUCCGGCGUCAGGCUCUAGAUCGAGGUGCCCUCCUUUUGAAAGUGGAUAAGAUAGCUACAGGUCACAAUGCGGAUGAUAUUGCGGAGACAGUCAUUAUGAAUGUUCUCCGAGGUGAUAUUGGACGACUAAGGAGAUGUACUGCAAUCACCACUGGUACAGAUGGGGCAUUACCAAGAUGUAAACCUUUUAAAUACACAUAUGAGAAAGAGAUUGUGAUGUAUGCAUACUUCAAGAACCUUGACUACUUCUCUACAGAGUGCAUAUAUUCUCCUAAUGCGUACAGAGGAUUUGCCAGAGCAUAUAUUAAAGAUGUGGAAAAAAUUAGAUCUAGUGCAAUUAUAGAUAUUAUACACUCGGGGGAGAGUUUAUCGGUCAAGAAAGAAGUUAGAAUGCCAGUACAAGGUGUUUGUGAGAGGUGUGGGUAUAUAUCAAGUAAUCCGAUAUGCAAGGCAUGUGUAAUGUUGGAGGGGCUCAAUAAGGGUUUGCCCAGACUCGGGAUAGGUAAAACCCACAAGGAAAGAAGAAAGAUGGAGCAGAUGCUGACUGACAGGGCCAGUGAUUCAGGAUCCAUGGCAUCUGGUUCCCUUUCCGAUAUGUCAAGCCUAGAUUCAGCUCUCUCUUCUGAUCUUGCUUGUGAUAGGUCAAAUUGUGGCUGUCAAAUUCAGACCAACCAAUCAGGGUGCUCUGGACUUACCAAUGACCAAUCAGAUGGCUGCUGUAGGGAUAAGGCUGGCCAAUCGGGAUGUAGCUGUAAUGAUAAUCAGGAAGACACUUAUGACACAAAUGGUUCUGGAAAUAAUACAGUUUUGGAAAAGUUGUCAGUAUUUAACAAGAAGAUUGACAAAGCUGUUAUAGAUUUUUGACAACAUCAUUGAAGUCAUGUAAAAAAAAGCAGCAUCUUGCAAAUUUAUGUUUUAACUCAUUCUGCCCUUAAGCGUUAUCUCCACUUUACUCUGCCGAUAUUUAUUUUUCAGCCACCUAGGAGGCUGAUAAGCCAAUCUACCCCUUAAUACCUAGAGAUGUUUUGAGAGAUUACAUUGAUUUUGUAGUUUUUUUUACUCGGGGAUAUUUUUGUUAAUUAGUGACAUAUGACAUCAAAUAUGUGUUAAUAGGUAUGGAAUUCACACAGUCAUUAUUUUAACAGACUUGGAUUAAAGACGCAAAACGACCAUAAUCUCUCAUCAGAUUUUGUUUUGGCUAAACAACAUUUAUAAAAUGCUAAAUUUUAUCAUGCACAGAUUUAAACAACAAAUUAGAACAAUUCUUAAAAAUAAUCUUAAAUAAAUAUUAUUGUCAUUUUAUAACACGGAUUUUACUCAGUUAUAUGCAUCCAGGCAAUCAAAACACAUCAGAAUAAAGUUGUUUCUCAUUAAAAAUAGUGUAUGUAUUUCAUAUGAAGAUGUAAUAAAAUGGAAAUAAGUGAAUAUUUUUACUAUUUUAGACAGAAACUAUAAUUGUCCUGAAUAUUAGAUUAUUUUGGACUAAUUUUUAGAAAACAUGUACUUUAUUAUGAAAAUUUUGAAACAGUUUUGUAGACUUUCUAAAGUAUCACACAAGUUGUCAAAAAAAAUUGAAUUAUUAUUGACACUUUAUUCUAUAGAAACAAGAGACAGUUUCAAAGUUUAACAAAAAAAAAAUAGAUGAAUAAAUAAAUAAAUAGAUACCCAUCAAGAUUAUUUUACUUUUUCAUACAUACUUGAGCAUUGUCAUAUCGCUUAGGUAAAAAUGAAAGGUCUUGUGUGCAUGAGUGGAAGAUAGAUUAAUCUUACAUGUAAACAUGUGAAAGAAAAAAUAUUUUAGAUUUUUUCUUUUCAAUGAUAUAAUCCACAAUUUUACAGUUUUGUCCAGGUAGUGUUGUGUGCAUCGUCAUGACGUAAAUCUAGAACAUCUUGAUGUGACAAUGUUCAUGCGAUAUGAAAAUGUAAAAUAAUUUUAUAAGAUGUUUUUUUUUUUUUCAUUUUGGUAUGAUGCGUACAUGUUAUUUUUGUUUAGUAAUUAUGUACGUCUGUCUUUAUUGAGGUGUAUUUUUAUAACAAUACCCAAUUAUUUACCAUUCAAAAUUUUUCCACACUCAAAUGUUUAGAUCCAUACUUAUAAAGAAUAUAGUUAAUGCCUUUUCUACCUCCAUAGUUGGGUUUUUAUUUUUAUGUCUGCUAAAUUUUGACAGAUUUGUAUGAAAUUCUGGCACAUUUUAUUGUAAUAAAAUAUAAGCAUGAUAGUAAUCAGAAGUAAACUCAUUUAGCCAUGUCCAGAAAUGAGACCGUGUCUUGAAGAGUAUUGUCCCUUGAUUAUUAAGCCAGAUCGGUUAAACUUGAUUGUUUCCCUUUAUACCAUCUUAAUGCGAGUAUCGAUUUUUGUUAAUCUCUCUUAUCUUGAUAAUCUUGACUUUACACUGGUUUUGUUAAUUAGGGGUAUUGCGACGACAUUGUGAAACUUUUUACACAAGCGGAGUUUAUACCUUGCCCUAGGCUAUUUGCAGUAUUUUCUUCAAAUUGGUGAUGUUUAAUGGUAAUCGGGUUUUUGUUUCAAAAUUGAGAGCCGGGAAGGAUAUUCCCAUUACUCAUCGUGACUUUUAGAUAUGUAUUUAAUCUUUUGAUUAUAUCUUUUAAGGGCAAAAAUAUAUGUGAAUCAUAAAUUAAAAGUUAAUUGAUUAAAAAAUAAUUUUUAAAAUUUAAAUAUUUUUAUUCAAACAUGUAAUUUAAAAUAACAGUUUUAAUUUAAUUUGACAAAGAUGGAAUUAGAUCGACGUACAUGUUUAUUAUCUGAUAUACAUAACAUUGUUAUUUCUUCAAAUUGGUGAUUUUGAAUGAUAAUCUGGUAUUUAUUAAAAAAUUGUCAGGAAGCAUAAUUAUUAUUCCCAUUGCUCAACAUAUUUUUAAAAUAUGUAAUUAAAGGCACUGACCUCCAGAUUUGACUUAAAAUAAUCUUUCUCUCAAAUUGAAGUUUGUUAAUACUAGAAGAUGAGUUUUUGUUUCUAAAAUAUUUCGUCGAAACCAAUAGCGCUACAUAUGUGAAUUAUGACUUCAAAAUAUAGAUUUUUUUAUAAUCGAGACAGUUUACCUUGAGUAAAGCGUUACAAUCGCUUUUCGAUUUUCAUCAUAAAAAUUAGUAAAACAGCAAAUUCUCAUGUAUUUCCGUAACAUAUAGUUUGUCAGUAAUUAAGUUUUAAAGCCUUCUCGAAGAGUUAUAAAAUAAUUUUAUAGUUCUUUGGCCUUCUUAAGAAAUAUAGCAUUUAUUUCCAGAUAUCUAUAAAAGUAUUUUUUCUUGUUGUCGAACGAUCUGGAGGAUAGUCCCUUUAAUUUUUAAAAUAUUUUUUGAGGGCGAAAUAUAUGUGUAUUUCGGGUCUCCUUGAAAAUGUGUCUUUUCAAUUUCAAAAGUUUUUUUUAAAUAUUAUGGAUCCGUGGCCUAUAAAUGCAUUUUACUUUACAAUACUGUGAAUUUGGAUUUUGAACGGUAAGAUAAAUUAUCAAAAUUUAUAACUCCAUAUCCAUAAUUUAGAUUUUAACUUUAAAGUGUUUAUGCAAGAGCCGUAAUAAUUGUCCCUUUAGGCCACGGGGCAUGUCAGACAAACAGACACGAAUCCAAUUAGUAACGGUAAUAAACAGAAAUAUGUCACCAUUCAGUUAACUUAUUGUCAAACCGUUAUUUGACUUUAUCAUACAUAUAUAAUCAUUACAAAAAGAUAAGAUAAGAAAUUUAUAACAACAUUAUGAUACUUACAAACAAGAAACAUGAAAUUUACACCCGACCCAAUGGACUUGUUAUAUUGACAUGUACAAUAUUCAAGUUUAACUAUGAACAUGUAAUUCUAUAUGUUAAUCAACUUUAUGUUAUGUUAUGUUUUAAUGCAAUAAAUAAUUCUAGCAGUGAAAAUGGUAUUAAAUGAAUUAAAAAAUGGAAUAUUUUUUAUUUGAACAUGUAAUUUAAAAUAACUUUAUUUUUAGCUCACCUGUCACAUAGUGACGAGGUGAGCUUUUGUGAUCACGCAGCGUCCGUCGUCCGUCCUUACGUGUGUCCAUGCGUAAACUUUUGCUUGUGACCACUCUAGAGGUCACAUUUUUCGUGGGAUCUUUAUGAAAGUUGGUCAGAAUGUUCAUCUUGAUGAUAUCUAGGUCAAGUUCGAAACUGGGUCACGUGCCAUCAAAAACUAGGUCAGUAGGUCUAAAAAUAGAAAAACCUUGUGACCUCUCUAGAGGCCAUAUAUUUCACAAGAUCUUCAUGAAAAUUGGUAUGAAUGUUUACCUUGAUGAUAUCUAGGUCAGUUUUGAAACUGGGUCAUGUGCCAUCAAAAACUAGGUCAGUAGGUCUAAAAAUAGAAAAACCUUGUGACCUCUCUAGAGGUCAUAUAUUUCACAAGAUCUUCAUGAAAAUUGGUCAGAACGUUCACCUUGAUGAUAUCUAGGUCAAGUUCGAAACUGGGUCACGUGCCAUCAAAAACUAGGUCAGUAGGUCAAAUAAUAGAAAAACCUUGUGACCUCUGUAGAGGCCAUAUUAUUCAUGGGAUCUGUAUGAAAGUUGGUCUGAAUGUUCAUCUUGAUGAUAUCUAGGUCAAGUUCGAAACUGGGUCAUGUGCAGUCAAAAACUAGGUCAGUAGUUCUAAAAAUAGAAAAACCUUGUGACCUUUCUAGAGGCCAUAUAUUUCAUGAGAUCUUCAUGAAAAUUGGUCAGAAUGCUCACCUUGAUGAUAUCUAGGUCAAGUUUGAAAGUGGGUCACGUGCCAUCAAAAACUAGGUCAGUAGGUCAAAUAAUAGAAAAACCUUGUGACCUCUCUAGAGGCCAUAUUUUUCAUGGGAUCUGUAUGAAAGUUGGUCUGAAUAUUCAUCUUGAUGAUCUAGGUCAAGUUCGAAAAUGGGUCACGUGCCUUCAAAAACUAGGUUAGUAAGUCAAAUAAUAGAAAAACCUUGUGACCUCUCUAAAGGCCAUAUUUUUCAUGGGAUCUGUAUGAAAGUUGGUCUGAAUGUUCAUCUUGAUGAUAUCUAGGUCAAGUUCGAAACUGGGUCAUGUGCGAUCAAAAACUAGGUCAGUAGGUCUAAAAAUAGAAAAACCUUGUGGCCUCUCUAGAGGCCAUACUUGUGAAUGGAUCUCCAUAAAAAUUGGUCAGAAUGUUCAUCUUGAUGAUAUCUUUGUCAAGUUUGGAAGUGGGUCAAGUGCCUUCAAAAAGUAGGUCAGUAGGUCAAAUAAUGAAAAAACGUUGUGACCUCUCUAGAGGCCAUAUUUUUCAUGGGAUCUGUAUGAAAAUUGGUCUGAAUGUUAAUAUUGAUGAUAUAUAGGUCAAGUUUGAAACUGGGUCAACUGCCAUCAAAAACUAGGUCAGUAGGUCUUGAAAUAGAAAACCUUGUGACCUCUCUAGAGGCCAUACCCUUGAAUGGAUCUUCAUGAAAAUUGGUCAGAAUGUUCAUCUUGAUGAUAUCUAGUUAAAGUUUGAAACUGGGUCACAUGCCUUAAAAAACUAGGUAAGUAGAUCAAAUAAUAAAAAAAACUUGUGACCUCUCUAGAGGCCAUACUUUUCAUGGGAUCUGUAUGAAAGUUGGUCUGAAUGUUCAUCUUGAUGAUAUCUAGGUCAAGUUCGAAACUGGGUCAACUGCGGUCAAAAACUAGGUCAGUAGGUCUAAAAUUAGGAAAAUCUUUUGACCUCUCUAGAGGCCAUAUUUUUCAAUGGAUCUUCAUGAAAAUUGAUCUGAAUGUUCACCUUGAUGAUAUCUAAGUCAGUUUCGAAACUGGGUCACGUGCGGUCAAAAACUAGGCCAGUAGGUAUAAAAAUAGAAAAACCUUGUGACCUCUCUAGAGGCCAUAUUUUUCAUGAGAUCUUCAUGAAAAUUGGUGAGAAUGUUCUGAUGAUAUCUAGGUAAAGUUCAAAACAGGGUCACGUACCUUCGAAAACUAGGUCAGUAGGUCAAAUAAUAGAAAAACCUUGUGACCUCUCUAAGAGAUCAUAUUUUUCAAUGGAUCUUCAUGAAAAUUGGUCAGAAUUUUGAUCUUGAUAAUAUCUAGGUCAAGUUCAAAACUGGGUCACAUGAGCUCAAAAACUAGGUCACUAUGUCAAAUAAUAGAAAAAACGACGUCAUACUCAAAACUGGGUCAUUUGGGAAUAGGUGAGCGAUUCAGGACCAUCAUGGUCCUCUUGUUAUUUAAUCUGACAAAGUAAUGACAUUAAACACUGAAUUAGAUUGACACACAUGUCUAUCUGAUUCAGUUUAUCUGGUGUCAUCAGUACACGUGUACUGUGAUGGGCAAAAUUUUCCAAAUUAGUAAAGUCAGUGAUAUUCAAACGUUUAGGGAAGCAAGAAGACAUAAAAAUAACUUAAAAAUAAACUCAUUGAAAGAAAGAUUAACUUUUCUAGUUUACUUCAGUAACUUAAUAAAUGUUGUGAGAUGAUUAUAAAUAUAAGAAUAUAUCAUUUUAAAAGACCAUGUAAAGCUUAAAAUCUGUCAUUUCCUACAGAAAUCAGUGGGGCUCGGGAUCAAAAUUAGUUACUUAUUUCAAACGCAUAGGGAAGCAAGAAGAUCAUAUUUUAUUUUAUUAAAAAUUAUAUUGAAAGAAAAUGCAAAUAUUGCAGAUUACUUCAAUAACUUAAUAAAUAUUAUCAGAUGAUGCCUUUGAUGUCAUUUGAUGUGUAGAAGUUUUUCUCCUUCUAUAUUUCAAUAGGCUUAAAUUGACAGAUAAAGGCUAAUCGAUAUACUCGAUAACCUGUUUUCAAGGGAGACAAUUUCGCCAAUAAGCCAGCAAAUUGGCUUAGAUUUCUGGGUAUGCGUAAAAUUGUUUGAUCCCGCAGAUAGCAUUAUUUGCCACAUAGCGACGAGCGAAAACAUCUUUUAUUUUGGGUUGCCUUAUUUCAACUGUCAUUGCUCAGUGAAUCUUCAUUGGUAUAUAUAAAGAACCAUCUGUAAUUUUCAGGCUUGGAGAAAUCACAAAUUAUAUCUUGAACGACGCUUGCUUUCUUCAACAUAAACACACUUUCUUUUUUCACAACAUCCAGUUUUAUUUAUGUUUAAAAAAUGUUACGCAACAAAAAAGUUGAUUGGUCCAAUUUGUUUGAAAGAAUUAAAAGAUUUUAUCAUAAGGUCAAUGAAAUGUGACGACUGAAAGCGUCAUUCAGAAUUCAGAGCUAUUACUGUAAAGAUGCAUGUAUGCAGCCUGCGUUUGCAGAUGUAGAUAGCAACACCGCUUAGAAGCGGCACAUGGUAUACAGAUAACAUUCGGGUGACACAUUAAUGCAUCGUGUGUGCAGAAUGAGUUAACAAUACUUUAAAAUACAACAACUAUUGUUAUGACUUUUUUGAACAUUUCAGUGUUUUUACCAAUACACAAAAGAAUAUGUUAAAUUAUUUCCUCAAAACUUAGAUGUAUUUUAUGAAGAACUUUGAUUUAAAUAAAAAUUUUGUUGUAAGAUUCAACAAAGUGGUCUUUUUAAAUCAUGAUGAUCUUUUAGGAUUGUCAAAUGUCUAUUCUCUUCUAUUACUUGAAAGAACAUCUUAUUAACCACCAAGCCAGUUUCAACCAAACUUCAUAGGAAUGUUUUUUGGGUGGUCCUCUUCCAGAUUCCUUCAAAUCUGGGUCAUCCAUGUAGAAUUCUGGUUGCCAUAGCAACCUAAAGGAAAACUUCCUAGAAACUGCUUACACAAUUCCAAAUUAAUUUCGCAGCAACGUUUCUUUGGUGACCUACUACCAAAUUUCUUCAAGUCAUUUUAUUUGUCUAAAAACAUGGCUUUUGGGGAUGGGGCUAGCUUUCACUACAUGGCUUUAAAGAAAAUUUUAAUAGUCUACUCUGAAACUGCUGGCCAGAUUUCAAAAUAAUUUCACAGGAAUGUUCCUGGAGUUACCGCCGACUAUAUUCUUUCUAUGUUGAUUUGUUUAAAAACAUUGCCACCAGGAGGAAUGGCUAGUUUUCUCUAAAUGGCAGUUUGGAUAACUUAAAAAUUUUCUUUUGUGAAACCCUGGCCAGAUUUUAAAUAAUUUCAUAGAAAUGUUUUUUAGCUCACCUGUCACAAAGUGACAAGGUGAGCUUUUGUGAUCGUGCGGUGUCCGUCGUCCGUCCGUUCGUCCGUCCGUGCGUCUGUCUGUCCGUAAACUUUUGCUUGUGACCACUCUAGAGGUCACAUUUUUCAUGGGAUCUUUAUGAAAGUUGGUCAGAAUGUUCAUCUUGAUGAUAUCUAGGUCAAGUUCGAAACUGGGUCACGUGCCGUCAAAAACUAGGUCAGUAGGUCUAAAAAUAGAAAAACCUUGUGACCUCUCUUGAGGCCAUAAUUUUCAAUGGAUCUUCAUGAAAAUCGGUCAGAAUGUUCAUCUUGAUGAUAUCUAGGUCAAGUUCGAAACUGGGUCACGUGCGGUCAAAAACUAGGUCAGUAGGUCUAAAAAUAGAAAAACCUUGUGACCUCUCUAGAGGCCAUAUAUUUCACAAGAUCUUCAUGAAAGUUGGUCAGAACGUUCACCUUGAUGAUAUCUAGGUCAAGUUCGAAACUGGGUCACGUGCCUUCAAAAACUAGGUCAGUAGGUCAAAUAAUAGAAAAACCUUGUGACCUCUCUAAAGGCCAUAUUUUUCAUGGGAUCUGUAUGAAAGUUGGUCUGAAUGUUCAUCUUGAUGAUUUCUAGGUCAAGUUCGAAACUGGGUCAGGUGCCAUCAAAAACUAGGUCAGUAGGUCUAAAAAUAGAAAAACCUUGUGACCUUUCUAGAGGCCAUAUAUUUCACAAGAUCUUCAUGAAAAUUGGUCAGAACGUUCACCUUGAUGAUAUCUAGGUCAAGUUCGAAACUGGGUCACGUGCCAUCAAAAAUUAGGUCAGUAGGUCUAAAAAUAGAAAAACCAUGUGACCUUUCUAGAGGCCAUAUGUUUCAAAAGAUCUUCAUGAAAAUUGGUCAGAACGUUCACCUUGAUGAUAUCUAGGUCAAGUUCGAAACUGGGUCACGUGCCAUCAAAAACUAGGUCAGUAGGUCAAAUAAUAGAAAAACCUUGUGACCUCUCUAAAGGCCAUAUUUUUCAUGGGAUCUGUGUGAAAGUUGGUCUGAAUGGUCAUCCUGAUGAUAUCUAGGUCAAGUUCGAAACUGGGUCACGUGCGGUCAAAAACUAGGUCAGUAGGUCUAAAAAUAGAAAAACCUUGUGACCUCUCUAGAGGCCAUAUA
This is a messenger RNA of Mercenaria mercenaria, 9644 nucleotides long. Its product is annotated as cytoplasmic tRNA 2-thiolation protein 1-like. Gene Ontology annotation, biological process: tRNA wobble position uridine thiolation. Gene Ontology annotation, cellular component: mitochondrion; cytosolic tRNA wobble base thiouridylase complex. The record is from RefSeq and is a predicted model, not a curated record. Bases 96 to 1391 code for a protein of 431 amino acids. Gene Ontology annotation, molecular function: tRNA binding. The transcript has 13 exons. Lineage: Eukaryota; Metazoa; Mollusca; Bivalvia; Venerida; Veneridae.